This is a messenger RNA of Solanum stenotomum, 2289 nucleotides long. Its product is annotated as 12-oxophytodienoate reductase-like protein. The record is from RefSeq and is a predicted model, not a curated record. Gene Ontology annotation, molecular function: oxidoreductase activity; FMN binding; protein binding. Lineage: Eukaryota; Viridiplantae; Streptophyta; Magnoliopsida; Solanales; Solanaceae. Bases 100 to 2025 code for a protein of 641 amino acids. Gene Ontology annotation, biological process: RNA modification. The transcript is spliced from 3 exons.
GAAAUUUGUACCUAGGCCUUGAACUCGAGAUUUCUAGAGCUAGGUUAUAUUUUGUAUUUGCCAAUUGAUCUAAUAGUCUCCAAUGUGCCAAGGCUUGAGAUGUUGAAGCUGUUUCUUGCUCCAGUAAAGCUCAGACAUUUUUUCAAAUUCUGCAAAUCAGUUUUUAAGCUUCAAACUAAACUUCACUUUAUCAAUCAACCCAUAAAGCAUUAUUCUUUACUUCCCAGAAUAGACUACACAUGUAACCAAGAUGUUUCCAGGUCAAAUAGGAUUAUUUCCAAGCUAAGCAAAGAGGGUCAGGUUGAUGAAGCAAGGAAGCUGUUUGAUAAAAUGUCUGAACCAGAUGUGGUGUCAUGGACAGCGAUGAUUUCGGGUUAUAUAAGAUGUGGGAAGAUUGAUAAAGCAAGGGAAUUGUUUGACAGGACUGAUACAAAGAGAGACGUUGUAACUUGGACAGCUAUGCUUGCUGCCUAUGCGAGGACGAAUCGGAUUCUUGAGGCUGAGAUGCUUUUCAAUGAAAUGCCUGAGAAGAAUGUGGUUUCAUGGAAUAGUUUAAUUGAUGGGUAUGCAAGAAAUGGUAGAAUUGAUAAGGGUUUGGAAUUGUUCUGGAAGAUGCGGGAGAGGAAUGUGGUUUCUUGGAACAUGGUUAUAGCAGGAUUGGCUCGGAAUGGGCGAAUCAACGAGGCAAGAGUGCUUUUUGAUCAGAUGCCUGAGAAGAAUGUGGUGUCUUGGACUACAAUGAUAGCAGGCUUGUCAAGAAAUGGGAGAGUCGACGAGGCUAGAACACUUUUCGAUAGGACUCCUGAACGCAAUGUGGUUUCUUGGAAUGCAAUGAUUACUGGGUAUACACAAAACUCGAGACUUGACGAAGCAUUUGAACUGUUUGAGAUGAUGCCAGAAAAGAUCGUGUCUUCGUGGAAUACAAUGAUCAUGGGAUUCAUUCAAAAUGGGGAACUCGGCAGAGCUAGAAUAUUGUUUGAUAAAAUGAGUCAGAGAGACGUGGUUUCUUGGUCAACAAUGAUUAAUGGCUACAUGCUAGAGAGGAGAAGUGAAGAAGCACUAAGAAAUUUCUGUGACAUGCAAAUGGAUGUUUGGGUGAAACCAAAUGAAGGAACUUUUGUGAGUGUUUUGGGUGCUUGCAGUGACUUAGCCGGUCUUAGUGAGGGAAUGCAAAUUCACCAAGUAAUUAACAAAACAAUAUAUCAGAAGAAUGAAGUUGUCAUAUCAGCACUUAUAAACAUGUAUUCAAAAUGUGGAGAUGUAGCAACUGCAAGGAAAAUAUUUGAUGAUGGCUUGAGAGGCCAGAGAGAUCUGAUCUCUUGGAAUGUUAUGAUUGCAGCAUAUACUCACCAUGGUUUUGGAAGAGAUGCAAUCAAUCUCUUCAAAGAAAUGCUGCAACUGGGGUUCAAACCAAACGAUGUGACUUACGUGGGAUUGCUUGCUGCCUGCAGCCACUCAGGUUUGGUGGAGGAAGGGUUAAAGUACUUCGAUGAGCUUUGUAGAGACGAUUCCAUAAAAUUGAGAGAGGACCAUUAUACAUGCCUUGUAGAUCUCUGCGGUCGAGCUGGAAGACUCAAAGAGGCCUUGGAUGUUAUUGAACGGCUUCCAAGAACAGAAUCAGCGUUCAUUUGGGGAGCUCUUCUUUCGGGUUGUAAUCUUCAUGGAGAUUCAGAAACAGGAAAAUUGGCUGCAAUUAAACUAUUAGGGAUCGAAGCUAAAAGUCCGGGAACCUAUUUGUCGUUGUCAAAAUUGUGUGCUUCAAAAGGAAAGUGGAAAGAAGCUGCAAAGCUGAGGACACAAAUGAAGGACAUAGGAUUGAAGAAGCAACCAGGUUGUAGCUGGAUAGCUGUUGAGAACAGAGUUCAUGUAUUUUUAGUUGGUGAUACAUCUCAUUAUGAAACUGAGGUUAUUCACUCAUUACUUGGAAACCUUCAUAUGAAAAUGAAAAGGACUGGCUGUCCACCAGUAGAUGAUUCUUCAGAGAGUAGUGAUGCCACCAAUGACAAGGAACAGAUCAUACAAUAAUACUCCACAGCCACAUGCUAUUGAAUAUUAUGCUCAAAGAACCACUAAGGGGGGCUUUCUCAUUUCUGAAUCAACUAGUGCUUCGGACAUCUCCAAUGGGUCCCCAAAUAUGCCUGGAAUUUGGACUGAAGAUCAAGCAGAGGCAUGGAAGCCUAUUGUUGACUCUGUUCAUGGCAAAGGUGGUGUCUUUUUUUGUCAGCUUUGGCAUCCAGGGCGACUAUCUGAUUCAAGUCUCAACAAUUUCCUUAUAGCUUGGAAUGCAGG